UUGGGAUAUGGAAGUGGGCUAGUAGUUGGGUUGGUUAUUGGGACAACUCUUAGGAGGAGGUAUCACGAAUGGUUUGUCGACACCUUUGGGAGGCGGAAGAAAAUUCAGAAGAAGCAGAAAAGCAAGGGCCGAAGAACCUAACGGAUAUUGAUUUUGCAGUUGUUGGCAACGAAAUUGUGAGUUCUUUCUUCCUUACUACUUUUGUGCUUGUGCUCCCAUCUUGGCUACAAGUUAUGUUAAAUAAACGAAAAGGGUCAGGCGUUAAGGAUAUGCAGGUUUUUGCAGUGCACAAGAGAGAUCUUCCUGGAGCUUUUGUUCUUCAUGUUGCAGUUAUAUAUGUCUUUCUAUUACUCAUGGUCUUGUCAUGUAACGCUCAUGUCCAAUUGUCUUUGUGUUAUGUAUCGAUCUGGUCUUAG
This is a messenger RNA of Rhododendron vialii, 416 nucleotides long. RefSeq lists its product as uncharacterized. Bases 69 to 416 code for a protein of 115 amino acids. The record is from RefSeq and is a predicted model, not a curated record. Lineage: Eukaryota; Viridiplantae; Streptophyta; Magnoliopsida; Ericales; Ericaceae. The transcript has 2 exons.